Fusarium proliferatum ET1 is the source of this 1350-nucleotide messenger RNA. RefSeq lists its product as uncharacterized. The record is from RefSeq and is a predicted model, not a curated record. Bases 1 to 1350 code for a protein of 449 amino acids. Lineage: Eukaryota; Fungi; Ascomycota; Sordariomycetes; Hypocreales; Nectriaceae. The transcript has a single exon.
AUGGAGAUUCCAACUUCCAGCACUGUGCAGUCUCUGAAUGCAACUGGCUCUUCCAGAGUACACGUCGGCAAUAGCUUCAACGUAACCCAUCAUCAUUACCAAAAUCUCGAGCAAGAUGGAGUCAAGAAGUACUUGGACGCACUGCGGUCCACCAAUCCUCGCGACGAUAAAGCUAGGAUCGAACAGACCAAUGGUGGUUUGUUGAAGGAUUCGUAUACAUGGGUUCUUGAGAGCCCAGAGUACAUCUCUUGGCGCGAUGAAGGCGAGGCGGGUGGGCUUCUAUGGAUCAGAGGAGAUCCUGGCAAAGGGAAGACAAUGCUACUAUCUGGCCUUAUCAAUGAACUGCAGCAUUCCACGAGACUAGAGAACCCGCGCAAUCGCAACACAAUAUCCUACUUCUUCUGCCAAGUCACAAAUCCUGGUUUAAACAACUAUACUGCCAUAUUAAAAGGACUUAUUUACCUACUAGUCAUUCAACAUCCGCCUCUUGUUGCGCAUCUAGACGAUAAGCACGGAUAUGAUAAAGAUCACUGGAACUUAAAAGUAUCAUUGGAAGGCAUCUUCCGCAAAAUCCUAGAUGAUCCAAGUCUCGGCGAGAUAUACUUGCUCGUAGAUGCCCUGGAUGAGUGCGUUGAAGACCUUCCCCUACUCCUGGCAUUUAUAACAAGUACGUCUUCAUGCGCAAAGUGGAUUGUAACGAGCCGCAACCGCUGUGAAAUUGAUGAGAUCUUUCGACGAACACCCUCGAAGAUUGCACUCUCUUUGGAAUCCCAUGAGGCAUCUGUCUCUGAGGCUGUGAACAGUUACAUAAGUUACAAAACUCGCCAAUUGGCAGAGAGAAAGAAACUAAAACAGCAGAUAUCGCAAGAACUUUAUGAUCACCUGUCUCAGAGCGCACAGGGUACCUUUCUCUGGGUGGCUUCGGUGUGUCAACGACUGGAGAGAUGCCGAGCCUGGGAAAUUCCCAACCAACUACUUCAACUUCCUCGAGAUCUCAGUAAGCUUUAUGCGCAGAUGAUAGACCAAAUCCGCGAGUCAGACAGCUGUGAUCUUUACAUGAGGGUUCUUGCCGUUGCGUCAACGGCUUUCCGUCCUCUCACCUUUGCAGAGCUAAUAGCUAUGGCAAGCCUGGACAUCGAUGAGGACAUAUUUGCCGAUCUUAUAAUGGAAUGUGGUUCAUUUCUGACGAUAAAAGGCAAUAUUGUCGUAUUUAUUCACAAGUCUGCUAAAGAAUUCUUGCUCAAAGAAUCAAGCGAAUCACUUUCCGAUCCCGGCUUGCUCAACAUCCAAGAACCACCAAUUGUGCUCUCCGAGCGGAAAGUUGAUCAUAUUUCAGUACAAUCCAGAUGA